Messenger RNA from Dinoponera quadriceps, 370 nucleotides. RefSeq names its product small lysine-rich protein 1. Bases 92 to 370 code for a protein of 92 amino acids. The transcript has 2 exons. Lineage: Eukaryota; Metazoa; Arthropoda; Insecta; Hymenoptera; Formicidae. The record is from RefSeq and is a predicted model, not a curated record.
CACGAGAACGCGACAAGAAUCGCUUGCAGUGAAGAGAAAUUAGCCGAACGAGUUCGAGCAUAGCGGUAUUAAUGGAAUAAUCAAUUUAACAAUGGCAACACAUGGCAAGGGUAAGAAAAAGGGUGCUGGCGCGAAGACCAAUGGCAAAAAUAAUGGGAAAGGGGCUAAAGGAGGCAAUGGCGGCAAGAGUAAAGGGUCGAAGAAAUCGAGAAGAAGCGGAGGAAAAGCGCGGUUUGCUAUGGACAUUUUCAACGAGGAAAUGAUGGAAAACGCCUAUUACACGUGCCACAACAUUAUGGAUGUGCUGAAGUGUCGAGGCUUUCCGUGGCCAGAAGCUCAGAAAAAAAAGAAGGGGAAAAGGAAGAAAUAA